Molecule: messenger RNA, 1105 nt
Organism: Tripterygium wilfordii
Lineage: Eukaryota; Viridiplantae; Streptophyta; Magnoliopsida; Celastrales; Celastraceae
Product: glycerol-3-phosphate 2-O-acyltransferase 6-like
Exons: 2
Coding region: 90-764 (224 amino acids)
Biological process (GO): cutin biosynthetic process
Cellular component (GO): membrane
Molecular function (GO): glycerol-3-phosphate 2-O-acyltransferase activity; phosphatase activity
Source: RefSeq, a predicted model, not a curated record
UGUCAGCUCGCAUUCCUUUAAAAUCCCAGAUUCGCCCUCUCACUGUCUGCACUCUACUCCCAAUCACAAUAAGCACUCCUCUCCGUGUGAUGGGUUCAGAUCGGCGUUUUGAACCGAUCACAAAAUGCAACACAGAAGGACGAUCCACUCAGACGGUGGCGGCGGAUCUAGACGGUACCCUCCUCGUCGCACCAAGUUCUUUCCCUUAUUACAUGCUUUUAGCUUUCGAAGCUGGUAGCCUUUUGAGGUUCUUGACUCUCUUUGUAUCAGCUCCAUUUGUGUACUUCACUAAUUUAUUCAUAUCCGAAUCACUCGCUGCACAAGUUUUCAUCUUCAUCACUUUAUCUGGUCUCAAAUUGAAGGACAUCGAGCUUGUUUCGAGGUCGGUGUUACCGAGACUUUACGCGGUCGAUGUGCACCCAAUAACUUGGAAGGUGUUCAAUUCGUUCGGUAAAAGAUACAUAGUCACUGCCAAUCUGAGGAUUAUGGUUGAGCCCUUUGCGAAGACGUUCUUAGGGGUUGAUAAGGUUCUUGGAACGGAGUUGGAGGUCACAACAUCGGGGAGGGCAACUGGGUUUGUCAGUAAACCAGGAAUUCUUUUGGGAAAACAUAAAAGGGAUGCGGUUUUGAUGGAAUUUGGUACCAAUUUACCCGAUGUAGGGCUUGGUGAUACAGAAAAGGAUCAUGAUUUCAUGUCCAUAUGCAAGGAGGGAUACAUGGUGCCAAGAACUAAAUGCGAGCCCUUAGAUUUAUCGAAAGUGUAGAGAUAUUGUUGGUGUAGUUUCAAAGUGUCCUUUCCGUUGGGCUGCAUAACUAAAUCUCAACUUGUGAUGAGUGAGGCCUUCCCUUCAUGAGAUUCAUGGGGCUGACCUUUAUCGUGAUCUUGUUUUGGAACUAUCUAUCAGAAGGUCUAGUGUUCACAAGAACGCCAACUUUUACUUGCAGCGUUUCUUUUUUUCAUCUGUGAUCUCUAAAUGUGCAGCAGUUUUGUGCACCUUUGUACAAUUAUUUGUUGUGUUUAAUGUAUUAACAUGAAGACAGGAGUUCUAUAUUUGGAAAAAUAUAUCGAGAUAUGAUUCAAUAUCAUAAAGAACGUUGAUAUAUU